AAAAAAGAAGAAAAGGGAAAUCCAAAAGCCGCCAAAUCAAAAACCCUCCCUGCUUUUUUUCUUUUCAAGUGUUGAGGUAAUUAUUUUAGCGUGGACGUUUGAUUUGAGAGAGAGAGAGAGAGAGGGAGAGAGAGAGAGAGAAACACAACAAAUGGUAGAAGAGGUUAAAAACGGGGGGUUUCAACGGAGUUAUAGAGAGAAGACGAAACCCUAAUCAAUCUAUUGCAUUGAAUGAGAUUGCAUGUGUGCAUAAGGAGAUGAGGGUUAUUUCUGGGAGAAGUGAGGCUGAGGGAUGUUAAGGGUACUGCCGUUUCAAAUAUGAUGGCAAAAUGUGUACUGGACUAGGUCAAUGAUGAGAAUGAAAUUUUUUUCCUGUUGGAAAUGGAAAAGAUAGAUCAUAGAUAAUGCAGUUGAGUAUUGGCAAAGUCUCAAGUCUGGUUAGGAAGGAUUAUGGGCACAUAAGAGGCUCCUGUUAUGCUGUUCAUGGUGUUUUAAUGAUGCAAAUGUGAGAAUUGGUUGUGCUUGGGGAGGAGUGCCUUAAGGUCAUAUUUGGAUAAUCCAGUGUGUUCUCAAGCUUCUUACUUCCUCUUAAAAUGAAACCAAGAACUAAUGGGACUUCUAGAGGUCAGAAGGCACAAAAUUUUCAGGGUGAGAGACCAAAUUGGAUUCUUAUUGCAGGUGGUGCCUUGUUAAGUACAUUGUCAAUUCGCCUUGGUUACAAGCUCAAGCAGACACUGGACUCAAAGCAGCAGGCAAAUGCUAGUGAUGGUCUGAAAGGGAACAUGAAUUCAUCUGAGAGGAGAUCUCCAGGUUGCAAUAUGCAUUCAAACAUGUAUUCCUUUACACAAGGUGAUGAUGUCUGCUUCAACUGCAUUUCAGGGAAUGAAGGCAUUGCAAAUCUGAAGCACCGGUCCAAUGACCAGAUGCUGUCUGAAUCGGACGUUGCUCUACCUUUGGUGAUGGUUCCUGCUGCGGAAUUCACCAAAGAGAAUGGUGUUAUGUGGGUAUCAUCUCCUGAUCGCCUCGAGUUGCCUCCAAAGCCAUUCAGCCAUUCAAACUGCUCUGACUCACCAAGUGUCUCGGAAUCUGGUUCUGACAUCCUCAGCAAAAGAGAAGUUAUACAGAAGCUGAGGCAGCAAUUGAGGAGGAGAGACGACAUGAUUCUUGAGAUGCAGGAUCAGAUUCUGGAAAUACAGAAUUCGCUCAAUGCUCAGCUGACACUUUCUUCAAAUUUGCAAUCACAGCUCGAUGCAGCUAACAGGGAUUUGUUUGAUUCUGGAAGGGAAAUCCAGAGGCUCAGAAAGGCAAUUGCUGAUCACUGUGUGAAACAUGUGGACACCAAUGACAGACCAUCAACAAUCACAGCAUGGCCAUCUGAGGCUAGAAAUGGCCAUGCAAAUGGGUAUCUUGAUGGGGAAAGCAAUUUUGAGACAUCGGAAAAGGGAAGGGGAGAUGGCGGGAGGAUUGAGAUGCUGAAGAGGGAAGUAGGUGAUUUGAAGGAAGUGAUAGAAGGAAAAGAGUACUUGCUGCAGAGCUACAAGGAGCAGAAGGCAGAGCUUUCCAUGAAGAUUAUGGAAUUGCAGCACAGAUUGGAUUCGCAGCUCCCUAAUAUUUUGUAGGCAGUGUUAGGAUGUGUAUUCUUGCUUGUUUUCCACGUUCAUUUCUUUGAUUCUACGUUCCAACGUUUGGGAGAAGCUUCUGUUUUGUCGUUUCUUUGUAAAAUUUCGUGUGGUUUAGUUUAGAAUGUUCUAUGCAUUUUCUGGGCUUGUUCAAAAGUGUGCAUUGUUGGAGUUGAGAGAUCUUUUGGCUGGCAAGUAUCUAAACACCUUUAUACAGAAUCUGAAAACAAAGUUUCCACGGGGA
Molecule: messenger RNA, 1863 nt
Organism: Populus trichocarpa (black cottonwood)
Lineage: Eukaryota; Viridiplantae; Streptophyta; Magnoliopsida; Malpighiales; Salicaceae
Exons: 5
Coding region: 594-1619 (341 amino acids)
Source: RefSeq, a predicted model, not a curated record